CUCCGUGCAGUGGAUAAAGCGGCGGUGUGUGGACCGGAUCAGUUCGGGGUCAUGAGGAGACCUGGACGGACCGGAUCCAGCUGAACCCCCCGUCCUCAGUCUGCAGGGGCUCCACAGGAAACUCCUUCCUCCAAAAACCCGCGCUGAGGGUUUGUGUGAAGAGAGCACGAGGCUGAUCAGCAGCUGCACGUCGCAGUUGCCUGAACCUCAGAGUAAGGAAGCCCGUGAGGGUCAGUUCUUCCAGGAUGCAGCAGCUGUGUAAAGUCACCAAGGCUCUGUUCAUCAGCAACGCCCGUUCGGCCUGCAGCGACGAGCUCAUCCAGCAGGAGGCAGUGACGCUCUGCAUCAACGUGUCCAAGCAGCAGCCGUUCCCCACCGCCGGCAUCAAGAAGCUGCAGAUCCCCGUCUACGACGACCCCAACGAGGACCUUUACAGCCACUUCGACCGCUGCGCCGACGCCAUCCAGAAGGAGGCGAACCGCGGAGGACGCAGCGUCGUCUACUGCAAGAACGGACGCAGCCGCUCAGCCACCGUCUGCAUCGCCUACCUGAUGAAACACCGCAAACUGACGCUGACGGACGCAAUACAGAAAGUGAAGACGGCUCGUCAUGUGAUCGAUCCGAACCCCGGCUUCCUGUCCCAGCUGCAGAGGUACGAACAGGAGCUGAAGAAGAGACGAGGAGAGACAGACUGACAGACAGGCAGGCAGACAGACAGACAGGCAGCUGGACGUCCGUCUGAUUGUCCUCAACCACAGGUGAACGGCGUCCUCUCUGUCCACCUUCACACUCUGUAACUGAACUCCCGUCAGUUUCGAUCUAAACUGUUAUUAUUAUAUUAUAGUAUUAUAUGUGAUAUUGAAUAUUCUAAUAUUUAAAUGUCUUCAUGGACUUUAACUCCAGGUUGAACAGGAAACCACGGCACACAGGAAGGUCUAAGGGCUUCAUUUCACUUCUUUUAGUGUCCAAAAUUAACCAUUAAAGAAUAGAUAACUUUAUUGAUCCCCAAAGGGAAGUUUCAAUGUUACAGCAGCCACUACAAAUAAAAAAAACUACAAAGAGGUAACA
This is a messenger RNA of Morone saxatilis (striped sea-bass), 1068 nucleotides long. RefSeq names its product dual specificity phosphatase 28 (gene dusp28). NCBI's taxonomy places the organism in Eukaryota, Metazoa, Chordata, Actinopteri, Moronidae. Gene Ontology annotation, biological process: protein dephosphorylation. Gene Ontology annotation, molecular function: MAP kinase tyrosine/serine/threonine phosphatase activity. Gene Ontology annotation, cellular component: cytoplasm. The record is from RefSeq and is a predicted model, not a curated record.